GAUCAUUAUACAGAGUCAUUUCACUAAUAAUUCUGAAUUCUUCUCCUUUUCAUGCUGAAGGAGUCAUGAGGGAAGACAAUCAGUCCUCUACCCUGAAUUUCAUUCUCCUGGGAAUUACCAGUCAACAGGAGCAGGAAUGUGUUGUCUUCAUUCUCUUCCUAUUUAUUUAUCCCAUCACACUGCUUGGAAAUUUGCUCAUCAUCUUGACCAUUCUUUCCGACGUUCAUCUUCACAACCCCAUGUACUUUUUCCUUGCCAACCUCUCCUUUGUUGACAUCCUUUUCUCAUCUGUAACCAUCCCUAAGAUGCUGGCAAACCACCUUGUGGGCAGCAAAGCCAUCUCCUUUGGAAGAUGCUUAACACAGAUGUAUUUCAUGAUUGCUUUGGGUAACACAGAUAGCUAUAUCUUGGCUGCGAUGGCAUAUGAUCGUUCUGUAGCCAUCAGCCGACCUCUCCAUUAUACAACAAUUAUGAGCCCGAAGUUUUGCAUCCUGCUUGUUGUUGGGUCUUGGGUGAUUGCAAAUGCCAAUGCCCUCCCCCACACUCUGCUCACAGCUAGUCUGUCCUUCCGUGGGAACCAGGAAGUGGCCAACUUCUACUGUGACAUUACACCUUUGCUCAAAUUGUCCUGUUCAGAUACCCACUUGAAUGUAAAAAUGAUGUACCUAGGAGUUGGUGUUUUCUGUGUGCCAUUAAUAUGCAUCACUAUCUCCUAUAUCCGGGUCUCCUCCACUGUCCUACAGGUUCCAUCCACCAAGGGUGUGCUCAAAGCUUUCUCCACCUGUGGCUCCCACCUCACAGUUGUUUCUUUGUACUAUGGGACGGUCAUGGGCACGUAUUUCCGUCCUCUAACCAGCUACAGUCUGAAGGAUGCAGUGAUAACUGUGAUGUACGUGGCAGUGACCCCAAUGUUAAAUCCUUUCAUCUACAGUCUGAGAAACCGGGACAUGAAGGGUGCCUUAGGGAAACUCUUCAGCAAGAGAAUUUCCUCAUAA
Messenger RNA from Loxodonta africana (African savanna elephant), 995 nucleotides. Its product is annotated as olfactory receptor 1A1-like. The record is from RefSeq and is a predicted model, not a curated record. Bases 66 to 995 code for a protein of 309 amino acids. The transcript has a single exon. Lineage: Eukaryota; Metazoa; Chordata; Mammalia; Proboscidea; Elephantidae. Gene Ontology annotation, molecular function: G protein-coupled receptor activity; olfactory receptor activity. Gene Ontology annotation, cellular component: plasma membrane. Gene Ontology annotation, biological process: G protein-coupled receptor signaling pathway.